Molecule: messenger RNA, 831 nt
Organism: Saccoglossus kowalevskii
Lineage: Eukaryota; Metazoa; Hemichordata; Enteropneusta; Harrimaniidae
Biological process (GO): positive regulation of transcription by RNA polymerase II
Molecular function (GO): transcription coactivator activity
Source: RefSeq, a predicted model, not a curated record
GAAGAGACAAUGCUUCUGAGAGAAGAAUUGAAGAGAGAAAUUAAAGAAAAACAAGACAAAGAUGAAGCAUAUGUGAGUCUGCUAAAACAGGUUGAGAAUUCUAACAUGUCACUGAGAAUGCCAGAAAGCAUCAAUAACAACAACGCCCCAGCAGCCAAUCCUUUUGAAAACAUGUUUAUAAACCCGUAUGUUGACGAAGCAAGAGAGUUAGGUAGACAACACGAAGUAGUAACUAGGGGAAUCCACUACAAUAUGCACAGUCCCCGAUCGAUCCCACCACCAAUCCCACCACCGCGUCCACGCCCUGGUUACGUGAUGCCAAUGGUGCCACCAACAACACCAGACCUGCUACCAGAGUGCUUUGGAGCUGCAGCGACAUCCGCUCCCUUACCGCCACCAAUGCGUCCGACUGUAUUACCACAAGCCAAACUAGCUGCUGUCAAGAACGAAACACGUACCACUGCUGAUGCAGCUGAUCAGAGUGACAGUGAUGUGUAUGAUGAACCCGACGCUGUGACUCCACAAGAAACGGUCACAAUACAAGUUGACGGGCACGUUCCUGAAGAAAGAGAUGACGUUGCUACUGAAUUCCACGAUGCGCAAGAAUUUUCCGCUGACAGGGCUGCUAGAUGGUGCCCAGAAUGCAAUCUUCUCUUUCCUCCUUCGUGUCCUUCUGAUACAUUUGAGCAGCACGUACAGAGUCACUUUGGACGAGUAUGUCCGAUGUGUCGCAGACAGUUCCCGAAAGACUCGUGUGAUCAGGACGCGUUUGAAGACCACGUGCAGACUCAUUUUGAACGAGAAUAAAUCAAAGUGAAGAAAAUUUAAAUU